AUGGCUGAAUCAAAUAACCACACUGCAAACUCAUCAUCACUAUCACAACCACGUGGUGGAGAUAUUAAUGCCAAUGUUAUACGUGAUAAUCCAUUAUCACAUAUUUCUCAUGACGAACAAGAUUUUUUUAUGGUGGGCACUAUUCAUAUACCGCUGUAUAAAAACAAAAAGAAUACUGCACCUGCACUCCUUGAGUGUAUAUCUAGUUCCAAUCAUUCACCUUCUCCAACAACUAGUACUGAUUAUGAACAAAGUAAAUUCAAGAGGAGAAAUCGCGUGGAAUUAGACGAUAAUAAGACAUCGUCAGUGAAAAAAAAGUUCACAGGGCACCAUAAUGAAUCACCUCAUCGAAGUCAUUUUUGGAAGAAGGACUAUAAUGCAUCGGCAAAUAAGCAAAGAAAAUUUAACUAUGACAUCUGCUUUCGCGGUAAAAGAAAUUCUACUUUGACAAGAGCUACAGCGCUAGAAAAGAACGAGGAAAACUGCGUUGAAUUUGCGAUGCAGGAGGAAGGAACAAAUGGAGGGAUACUAAGGCCAGGGAUGGUUCUUCUCAAACAUCACUUAACGCAUCAUGAACAGUUCUUUUUACGAUAUUUUCUUGAAAAACUUCAGGUAGAAAUAGUGAAAAGUUGUCGCGAUCUUGGUCUCGGUCCUGGAGGAUUCUAUCAACCAGGCUAUGCAGAUGGAGCCAAACUUAGAUUAAUGAUGAUGUGUCUCGGUAUGGAUUGGGAUCCUCAAACAAGAAAAUAUUAUGAAAGGUUAAUUGAUGGUGGCAAGCCACAGAGUAUUCCUUCUCACUUUAGUAAGUUGGUUAUAAGAGCUAUACAAGAAGCACAUCAGCUAUAUAAUCGGGAAUGUGGAAUAAGCUAUGUGGAGGAUAUACUACCUUCAAUGACUCCUGAUAUAUGCAUUGUCAAUUUUUAUUCAACUACUGGAAGGCUUGGUCUUCAUCAGGAUCGCGAUGAAAGCAAAGAAAGUCUUCGAAAAGGGUUGCCAGUUGUGUCCUUCUCUAUUGGUGAUUCAGCAGAAUUUCUGUAUGGAGAUCAAAGGGAUGUUGAGAAGGCAGAGAAUGUAGUUCUAGAAUCAGGAGAUGUUCUUAUAUUUGGUGGUGAUUCUCGACAUGUAUACCAUGGUGUCUCAUCUAUCAUUCCAAAUUCAGCACCAGAGGAAUUGGUUCAAGAUACCGGAAUUUGUCCUGGUCGCCUCAAUCUUACAUUUAGACAGUAUUGACAUCUCUUAAGCAGAAUUGUACCAUGAGCAACCCUAAUAACAGCGUCUCCAUCUGUUAUUUUUUACAUCCGAAAAGAAACAAAACCCUUCGUAUGGUCUGAUUUUCUCGCACUCGUGCUCAAUGCGGGUCUCAUCUACAAUUGCAUUUUAAAAUAUUGUUGUCCUCUACUGCGUUGAGUAUAUAGUUUUCUGUUUGUUUAAAUUCUCAUUUGAGUUAAUAACUGACCUCACUACUUUUAUAAUCUACAUUGAAAGUUAGUUGAUUGAAUUUAGUUUUUAGGAUAAGGUUGUUGAGCUAUAUUUA
This is a messenger RNA of Vicia villosa (hairy vetch), 1534 nucleotides long. RefSeq lists its product as uncharacterized. NCBI's taxonomy places the organism in Eukaryota, Viridiplantae, Streptophyta, Magnoliopsida, Fabales, Fabaceae. The record is from RefSeq and is a predicted model, not a curated record. The transcript is spliced from 4 exons. Gene Ontology annotation, biological process: oxidative RNA demethylation. Gene Ontology annotation, cellular component: nucleus; cytoplasm. Gene Ontology annotation, molecular function: broad specificity oxidative DNA demethylase activity; ferrous iron binding; oxidative RNA demethylase activity. The coding region runs from base 1 to 1230 and encodes 409 amino acids.